This is a messenger RNA of Chroicocephalus ridibundus (black-headed gull), 3070 nucleotides long. It is a transcript of the gene HRH3, whose product is annotated as histamine receptor H3. Lineage: Eukaryota; Metazoa; Chordata; Aves; Charadriiformes; Laridae. Gene Ontology annotation, biological process: adenylate cyclase-inhibiting G protein-coupled acetylcholine receptor signaling pathway; G protein-coupled receptor signaling pathway, coupled to cyclic nucleotide second messenger; chemical synaptic transmission. The record is from RefSeq and is a predicted model, not a curated record. The coding region runs from base 45 to 1307 and encodes 420 amino acids. Gene Ontology annotation, cellular component: dendrite; plasma membrane; synapse. The transcript has 3 exons. Gene Ontology annotation, molecular function: histamine receptor activity; G protein-coupled acetylcholine receptor activity; G protein-coupled serotonin receptor activity.
GGGGCGGCAGCCCCGCGGCGGCGGCGCGGCGCGGAUCGCGGGCCAUGGAGAGCGGCGGGGCGCUGAACGGCUCCGCCGCCGCCGGGCGCUUCGCCGCCGCGGGCACGGCAGCGCUGGGCGCGCUGAUGGCCCUGCUGAUCGCCGUCACGGUGGCCGGCAACGCGCUGGUGAUGCUGGCCUUCGUGGCGGACUCCAGCCUGCGCACCCAGAACAACUUCUUCCUCCUCAACCUGGCCAUCUCGGAUUUCCUAGUAGGUGCCUUCUGCAUCCCCCUGUACGUGCCCUAUGUGCUGACGGGGAGAUGGAUCUUCGGGAGAAGCCUCUGCAAACUCUGGCUGGUAGUUGAUUACCUGCUCUGCACCUCCUCGGUCUUCAACAUCGUGCUGAUUAGCUACGACAGAUUCCUCUCGGUGACAAGAGCGGUCGCCUACAGAGCCCAGCAAGGCAACACCAAGCGAGCGGUGCUGAAGAUGGUGAUGGUGUGGGUACUAGCGUUCCUGCUUUACGGACCUGCCAUUAUCAGCUGGGAGUACAUAUCAGGCCGGAGUAUCAUACCCACCGGGGAAUGCUACGCUGAAUUUUUCUACAACUGGUAUUUUCUCAUGACAGCCUCUACGCUGGAGUUUUUCACCCCUUUCAUCAGCGUAAUGUUUUUCAACCUGAGCAUUUACCUGAACAUACAGAAGCGGACCAAAAUACGCCUGGAUGUUUUCCACGAAGUGCACAACCACUCCUUCACCGAAGAGAUGGAAAUGAGCCCAGAAGCAAAGCUUUCUUUGAAAUGCUGCAAGUGGGAGCAGAAGGAGCCAGCUGAAACCCUCGACCUCUCUAAGAGCAAAGCUCAAGCAGCAGCCUCCCUGGCCAGCCUGGGUGCCAAAGACCUGCUGUCAACGAGCUCCGAGAGCUCCAGGAAACCCAAGUGUUGCAACAAAAAGAGCUGUAAAAAUUCAGCAUCCACUCUGUCCUUAGAGAAACGGAUGAAGAUAGUGUCCCAGAGCAUGACUCAACGCUUCAGGCUCUCCAGAGACAAGAAAGUGGCUAAAUCACUGGCAAUCAUCGUGGGCAUUUUUGGGAUUUGCUGGGCACCGUACACUCUUCUGAUGAUCAUCCGUGCUGGCUGCCAUGGCCACUGCAUCUCUGACUACUGGUACGAGACUUCUUUUUGGCUGCUGUGGAUCAAUUCCGCUGUCAACCCUGUCCUCUACCCUCUCUGCCACUACAGCUUCAGAAGAGCUUUUAUUAAACUCCUCUGUCCCAAGAAGCUGAAGAUUCAACCUCACGAUCCCCUCCAGAACUGCUGGAAGUGAAGCCAGCCCCGUGUGCGGAGGAGAGGAGCCUUGUUUUAAUACACCCGUGUUACGGAAAAGUGCUGUAGCUUGCUUCCUUGGAGAAACCUGGGAGCACUGGGCUGGGGCACAUGAGGAAGGCAGCAGGGAGACCACUAUUCAUUUGUUCUAGUCCAUCAACAACAAAAUCACACGGAAUAGAAGGGUAAGGGAUUUUUUUUUGACAUUAAUCACAGUCAGUGAAAUCCGUGUCCUCCGCUUGCAGGUGCCACAAAAGAGCUCUGCUGCCACCUAGUCAGCCAGAGUGGCACCAGCACUUCGUUAAAAUGAAAAGUGAAAAAUAAAAGCUAACAAAAAUAAAUAUCUAGCCUAAAACUACUGGACUAAAGUACAUUUCACCUGCUUGCAAACCUGAUUUUUCCCAUGAACGGGAGGGUUUUUUCCUUACACUUAAGAUAUUAAACUUGUGUGAUGACACAGAAAGAAAAGAAGGAAGCAGCAGGGAAACACCUCAUUUCUCAUUACUGCCCCAGCAGCCACAGCCAUAGCCUAGAUGCCCGUUGCAUGUGGUGCAAUCCGUGUCCCUUCCACUCCCCAAGAAGGGACAAAUCUCUGCCCAAAGGAGUCUACAGCCAGACUGGGAGGCGUCGAGCAUCCUGAAGCACCCUGUUGGCAUUCCCUGAUCCCGGCUUCAAAACUGAGCGGGUUUCUUUGUUCCCGGCCCCGGCAGAGCAGGGCUCCCACAGCAGGAGCAGCGGGGGGCGGGAGCCCGGGCAGCCCCCAGAAGAGGGAAAGGUGCCAGCGGGGCAUCGGCUGCUCCACAGCCUCCCUCACCAUGACCCAAAGACAUUUUAAAAUCUCCUCUGCAGCAUCUUAAAAAUACUCUUUUGGCAAUGUGCUAGAGAACGACAAGCACUGGGAAAAGCGAAACUUGUGUUCCUUUUUUCUUUAAGUUUCUUUCAGAGCUCUUAAUUCUAGCAAGUCCCAGAACCCUUGCGUGCUUUCUUCUGAAAUAAAUAAUUUGAAUGGAGACCCGGCUUGAGCUGAUCCAGGCAACAUCACCAUCAAUGUUUUUAAUUUUAAAAUUUUUUAAAGCAGUCAACUCUUUUCACAGAUAGAGCACCAGAUUCAAGAGAGCAGGGCUUUAACCUCUGUCUUAACAUAAAAUCUUGGGCAUUUUAUCUCUGCUUCCCAUCACGGGCUUCGUUAUCCUUGUCCUAUUCUCUAACCUCUUUGGGAACAGAUGUAGCACGACCAUAAAGCGAAAGACUUCAACUGCCCAUCUCCAUUGGCGCCGCUCGGUGAUCUAGUAAUACAAAUACAUAAUUAGUUGCCAUGGCAAACACUCAUAUUUAACAGUAUUGUACAGGGAAGUUCAAGAUCAUAAAUCUGAGAACUACAAUUACAAAUAGAAACCCAAAUGCUGUGAAGUAGUACCCAAAAGCUUAUGGUGUUGUGAUUGCCAAUUACACUUCGCUGCUGUAAGCACGCUGCUUUUUGGCUGCUGCUAGGAAUAAAAGAAAAUGCUAUCCAACUUUAAUUCCAGUGAUAUUGGUUGAGUAGGAUCAGUGUUGUCACCUGAAAUCAGGUUGUAAAUGAUGUCUGGUUUUGUGUAUACGAUAUUUCAGUCUUGUGACAUGUUCAGUCAGACCAUUAUAUACGGGUUAAAAUACAUCCUUUGAAGUAAGUGUACUAAGAACUGACAGUACGUGCUGUUGAGCCUGCCUGUACCUUUCCUUGUGUCUGCUACCUUCUGAAAACCCCAAUAAAGUAUUUUUAUACGA